CUUUCUAAAGCAGAGGAAGUUCCAGGGGUUGGGAUUAAGUGUCAGAUCGUGGUCACUGGAAAAACUCGCUUAAGGCAGGGGAAGGCAGCCCGCGCACACAGAGGUGCAGAGCUCCCAAGCCGCAGGCCGACCUGCCCCGGGCACAGCCGCGCUCAGGGCGAAGCGACGCGCCAGGAAGAGCCCGCGGCUGUCCCGCUGCCCCGCUGCUCUGCUGGUGGCCGGGAGAAGUUAGUCACCCAGAGCCCGAAUUCGGCUAGCGGUAGAGCUCAAAAAGUCUGGGGAAUAAAGAGGCAGGAAACAGUGUACCCGGAGGGUUGGGAAGAAGCAAAGGAGCGCUGGCCUAGGGACGCCCUGGAAGCGGACAGCCGUCUGUGGCUGGUGGGUGGAGUGGGGAGGUCUGCGCAGCAGAGCGCACCAGCAAGCAGAAGGGAAAAAACUUGAGGCAGGAACUUCCGCACGGGCAAGGAAAGCAAGCGAGAAGAAGGCAGGGAGAGACCUAAAAUGUCUCAAUAACGCUAAAUGCACACCAAAACAUCCCCUCAGGAGAUGAGGAUGGCAUGCCGCUAUAAAUUCAUUGUUCCACCUCCUCGCAUCUUCACAGCGCUCGCGCUGCUCUCGGCGCUCGCAGCGGCGGACUGGGGAUGACCGCGGGCAGGAGGACGCCGCCGCCGGAGGGACACGGACGGACGCGCCUCUUCUCCAGCUCGCCGCCGCAGGCCACCCCCUGCUUCUUUGCUUUAAUUUUUAUGGCCUUUUUCCGUCUCUUUCUUCCUUUCCUCCUGCUUCCAGCAGAGCUAAAGAAACCCACUAAAUAAGGAAGGAAGUGGGCCCCAGAGCUGGGAAACUCCACAGUCGCCCAGUCCCGGAGCGCGGGGCCUGGAGGCGGUGCGCACUAGUUGCCCGCCGGCUGCGCGAUUCCUUCUCUACUUUUCUUGGUGCGAGAAUCGCGACUGAAUUUUGCUUUUCUCCUUUUCCUGCUUUUGCUCAAUCUCCACCACCCGGCAAUUGUCAUUCUUUAUUUUUUCCCCCCUCUUUCUUUUUUUCCCCCUCCCCCUUUUUCUCUAUUUCCUCUCUUUCCGAACCACAAAUCCAAACAUUUUCCAAACCAACAAAGAAAAGUUCGCAUGCUGGCAUCGCGGCCGACAGGCUGGCCCUGCUGCGUUCCCCCUCCCUCUCGCUCCGACACCUGACUCAGCCUCCAAGCGACCGUGUGGAUGCCCCCUUUCCGCCCCGGCCACUUCCCUAGCGAAUAACACUUUCCCAUAAAGUCUGGGUGGUGCAGCCCCUCCCCGCGGGCCGCGCACUAUGCUGCUCUGGUGGGCGUCCCUGCUGCUGUGCGCGCUCCGCCUGCCCCAGGCCGCGGCACCUGCCCAGGAUAAAGCCGGGCCGCCUCUGGCUGCUGCAGCGGCCGCCCAGCCCCGCCGGCCGCAGGGGGAGGAGGCGCUCUCGCGGGUCGAGCCUCCGGGCCACCCGCACGCCCUGGCUCUGCAGCACAGGGCCCGUGGGCUGGUGCAGAAUGUCGACCAGCUCUAUUCUGGAGGCGGCAAGGUGGGCUACCUAGUCUACGCGGGCGGCCGAAGAUUCCUCUUAGACUUGGAGAGGGAUGGCUCGGUGGGCGCUACUGGCUUUCCGCCCGCAGGAGGCGGGCUCAGCGCAUCCCGGCGCCACCGAGGCCACUGCUUCUACCGGGGCACGGUAGACGGCAGCCCUCGUUCCCUGGCUGUCUUUGACCUCUGCGGGGGUCUCCACGGCUUCUUCGCGGUCAAGCACGCGCGGUACACCAUAAAGCCGCUAUUGCGCGGGCCGAGGGCCGAGGCAGACACCGUGCGCGUGUACGGAGAAGAGUCUGAGCGGAUCCCUCACGUCUACACCCGCGAGGGCUUCAGUUUCGAGGCCCUACCACCACGCGCCAGUUGCGAGACCCCAACACUCCGACCUGGGCCGCACGAGCGCCCCCCUGUGCACAACAGUCCGGGGCGACCCUCAGCCUUGGCUCCACAGCUCCCAGACCGGUCAGCGUUUUCGCCAGCUGGGGACCCAGGACCGCAGACCUGGUGGCGGCGAAGACGCCGCUCCAUCUCUCGGGCACGCCAGGUGGAGCUGCUGCUGGUGGCUGACGCGUCCAUGGCCAGGAUGUACGGCCGAGGCCUGCAGCAUUACCUGCUGACCCUGGCUUCCAUUGCCAACCGGCUGUACAGCCAUGCCAGCAUCGAGAACCACAUCCGCCUGGCUGUGGUGAAGGUGACGGUGCUGGGAGACAAAGACAAGAGUCUGGAGGUGAGCAAGAACGCGGCUACCACACUCAAGAACUUUUGCAAAUGGCAGCACCAGCACAACCAGCUGGGAGAUGACCAUGACGAGCACUACGAUGCCGCCAUCCUGUUCACUCGGGAGGAUUUGUGUGGGCAUCAUUCAUGUGACACCCUGGGAAUGGCAGACGUUGGGACCAUAUGUUCUCCGGAGCGCAGCUGUGCGGUGAUUGAGGAUGACGGUCUCCACGCAGCCUUCACUGUGGCUCACGAAAUUGGGCAUCUCCUUGGCCUAUCUCAUGAUGAUUCCAAAUUCUGUGAAGAGAAUUUUGGUUCAAUGGAGGAUAAACGCUUAAUGUCUUCCAUCCUAACCAGCAUUGAUGCUUCCAAACCCUGGUCGAAAUGCACUUCAGCCACUAUGACUGAAUUUUUGGAUGAUGGCCAUGGUAACUGCUUGCUAGACUUGCCGCGGAAGCAGAUCCUGGGCCCGGAGGAACUUCCAGGACAGACGUACGAUGCCACGCAGCAGUGCAACCUGACAUUCGGUCCUGAAUACUCCGUGUGUCCCGGCAUGGAUGUGUGCGCCCGGCUCUGGUGCGCCGUGGUGCGCCAGGGCCAGAUGGUGUGUCUGACCAAGAAGCUGCCGGCUGUGGAAGGGACCCCCUGCGGGAAGGGGAGAAUCUGCCUGCAGGGCAAGUGCGUGGACAAAACCAAGAAGAAAUACUAUUCAACAUCAAGCCAUGGCAACUGGGGCCCUUGGGGGCCCUGGGGCCAGUGCUCUCGCUCAUGUGGGGGUGGAGUACAGUUUGCCUAUCGCCAUUGCAAUAACCCUGCACCCAGGAACAGUGGCCGCUACUGCACAGGGAAGAGGGCUAUCUACCGAUCCUGCAAUGUCGCGCCCUGCCCACCCAACGGUAAAUCUUUUCGGCAUGAGCAGUGUGAGGCUAAAAAUGGCUAUCAGUCAGAUGCUAAAGGAGUCAAAACGUUUGUGGAGUGGGUGCCCAAGUACGCUGGCGUCCUGCCGGGCGACGUGUGCAAGCUGACCUGCAGAGCGCGGGGCACAGGCUACUAUGUGGUCUUCUCUCCAAAGGUGACUGAUGGGACCGAGUGCAGACCUUACAGUAAUUCCGUCUGUGUGCGAGGGAGAUGUGUGCGCACGGGCUGCGAUGGAAUCAUUGGGUCAAAGCUGCAAUAUGACAAAUGUGGAGUAUGUGGAGGUGACAACUCCAGUUGUACAAAGGUUAUUGGGACCUUCAAUAAGAAAAGCAAGGGUUACACUGACGUUGUGAGGAUCCCUGAAGGGGCAACCCACAUAAAAGUCCGACAGUUCAAAGCCAAAGACCAGACUAGAUUCACUGCCUAUCUAGCCUUGAAAAAGAAAAAUGGUGAGUACCUUAUCAACGGGAAGUACAUGAUCUCCACGUCAGAGACCAUCAUCGACAUCAACGGCACAGUCAUGAACUACAGCGGCUGGAGCCACCGGGAUGACUUCCUGCAUGGGAUGGGCUACUCAGCCACGAAGGAAAUUCUAAUCGUACAGAUCCUUGCUACAGACCCCACUAAGGCGCUAGAUGUCCGCUACAGUUUUUUUGUUCCCAAGAAGUCCGGUCCAGCAGUAAACUCUCUCACUAGCCAUGGCAGCAAUAAAGUGGGAUUGCACACUUCACAGCUGCAGUGGGUGACAGGUCCAUGGCUGGCAUGUUCAAGGACCUGUGACACCGGCUGGCACACAAGGACGGUGCAGUGCCAGGAUGGCAACCGGAAGUUAGCAAAGGGUUGUCUUCUCUCUCAGAGGCCUUCUGCAUUUAAACAAUGCUUGCUGAAGAAAUGUUAGCCUGCAACUACGCUUUCAUGCACAAAGAAAACUGGAGGAUGUGUCAUGGAUACAGGUGUGCUGACCAAGAGGUCUACCCCAUGUACAGAACAUCACCCUCACACGUCAGCAUCACUGUCACCAAGAGUCACAUUAUGGGCAGAAUCUGCUCUCCAUGACCAAAAGAUGUGUGCACUGCUUCGUGUGACAAUGGUGACCUUGAACUAUUAAAAAAAAAAUAACUUGGGAGUUAUUUAACAAUCCCUGGGCCUGCGAGAACAAAAAGUAAAGAAAACAUUAAUGAAUGUAGAAUUAGGGGACAUUUGAAGGUAGCAGAACAGUAUCCCCUUUGUCACCUACCUCUUAUAGAAUGUCUUCAAAGGCAUUAUUAUCAAUUUCACCCAUAAUACGCAGUAGCUUGUUUUUACUGUUUGUAAGUGCAUUUUUCCUUGGUAUGUCACUUUAUAUCACUUGGUUCUAUUUAUAUAUGUGUGUUUGAGUGUGUGUGUGUGUGUGAUUGUGUAUGGAUGAGUGUGUGUGUGUGUUUCUAUCAAAAAGUGUUUGACCAAAGUAGGUCUGCAGCUAUUUCAGUUCCCAGUUUCCAGAAAGAGCUGUGGAUAUUUUACUGGAAAUUUAAAACUUGCUGCUGUUUUAAUAAGAUUUAGUAUAUUUUCUGAUUACAAGAGACAAAAUAUAUUCAAAAAUCAUUUUAACAGCAAGCAUUAUAUGAACAAUUCUGAAAAGAAAAACAAAUC
Octodon degus (degu) is the source of this 4817-nucleotide messenger RNA. It is a transcript of the gene Adamts5, whose product is annotated as ADAM metallopeptidase with thrombospondin type 1 motif 5. The record is from RefSeq and is a predicted model, not a curated record. The transcript is spliced from 9 exons. Lineage: Eukaryota; Metazoa; Chordata; Mammalia; Rodentia; Octodontidae. Gene Ontology annotation, molecular function: zinc ion binding; metalloendopeptidase activity. Gene Ontology annotation, biological process: extracellular matrix organization; proteolysis. Bases 1306 to 4083 code for a protein of 925 amino acids.